Talaromyces stipitatus ATCC 10500 is the source of this 3618-nucleotide messenger RNA. RefSeq names its product ribosome biogenesis protein (Bms1), putative. The record is from RefSeq and is a predicted model, not a curated record. The transcript is spliced from 2 exons. Gene Ontology annotation, molecular function: GTPase activity; GTP binding; U3 snoRNA binding. Gene Ontology annotation, cellular component: nucleus; 90S preribosome. Gene Ontology annotation, biological process: endonucleolytic cleavage of tricistronic rRNA transcript (SSU-rRNA, 5.8S rRNA, LSU-rRNA); ribosome biogenesis; maturation of SSU-rRNA from tricistronic rRNA transcript (SSU-rRNA, 5.8S rRNA, LSU-rRNA). Bases 1 to 3540 code for a protein of 1179 amino acids. NCBI's taxonomy places the organism in Eukaryota, Fungi, Ascomycota, Eurotiomycetes, Eurotiales, Trichocomaceae.
AUGGAGGACCAGAAGAAUCGAACUCAUCACAAGACAAAGGAGAAGAAAAAAUAUGAAGGUCAAAAUCCGAAAGCUUUCGCUUUUUCGAAUCCUGGAAAGGGUAAAAGACAGGCUGCAAGGUCCCACGAACUCAAGGAAAAACGUCUACAUGUACCUCUCGUCGAUCGCCUCCCCGAGGAGGCACCACCAAUCAUCGUUACAGUCGUUGGGCCUCCUGGAGUUGGCAAGACUACACUGAUCAAGUCAUUGAUAAGACGAUACUCGAAACAAACCUUAAGUUCUCCGACAGGCCCUCUUACGGUCGUUACAUCGAAGCGCCGACGCUUGACGUUUCUAGAAUGUCCUUCAGACUCGUUGGCAAGCAUGAUCGAUGUCGCGAAGAUUGCAGAUAUAGUGUUGCUGAUGAUUGACGGCAACUACGGAUUUGAGAUGGAGACUAUGGAGUUUUUAAACGUUCUGGCAUCCAGUGGUAUGCCUGGUAAUGUCUUUGGAAUCCUCACCCAUCUCGACCUUUUUAAGAAGCAAAGCACAUUGCAAGCCGCCAAAAAAAGAUUGAAACAUCGUUUCUGGAGUGAAUUAUAUCAGGGUGCGAAACUAUUUUAUCUAUCUGGAGUCGUCAAUGGCCGGUACCCAGAUCGUGAAAUCCACAAUCUAUCUCGAUUCCUUUCCGUGAUGAAAAACCCGCGUCCUCUUGUAUGGCGUAAUUCGCAUCCUUACGCUCUCGCCGAUCGGUUUCUUGACAUCACGCCGCCAACUGAGAUUGAAAAGGACGAAAAAUGCGAUCGUACAAUAGCAUUAUAUGGCUACCUGCGUGGAACAAAUUUUCCUGCUCAAGGUGCCCGUGUCCAUGUUCCUGGUGUCGGCGAUCUUACAGUCUCAGCCAUUGAAUCUUUACCUGAUCCUUGUCCUACGCCUUAUAUGGACCAGCAAAUAGCUAAAGCGACGGGCAAAGGAGGACGGAAGAGAUUGGGAGAGAAGCAAAAGUUGUUGUUCGCUCCGAUGUCGGAUGUUGGUGGUGUUUUGAUUGAUAAAGAUGCGGUUUACAUUGAUGUCAAGUCCGCGACUUUCAACCGGGAGGCAGAUGAAGACGACGAGGACGGAGGAUUAGGGGAGCAACUUGUUAUGGGUCUCCAAAACGAACGCAAACUACUCGGAGAGGCCGAAGAUGGUCUUCAACUGUUCAAAGGCGGUGGAGCAAUCUCAAAGGUAGACGCUGAGGCUGACACUGGCCGAAAAGAAAGGCGGCAUGUUCGGGCAAUGAAUGACGAUGGCUAUGUCUCCGAAGAAGAAGACGAAGGGUUUGGAAGCGGGGAUGAUGAAGAUGAGGUGGAGGGUGACUUAGCCGAUGAGGAUUUCGAUGAGGAGGCAGAUUCUGGCGACGAAGCUGAAUUCGAAGCACCACCUGACUUGACCCGACAUGUUCGUGAGAAGCAGAAUGGUGAUAUCAAUGAAAAAGAAGGUGAUUUCGCUUUCGCAGACAGCGAUUCAGACCUUGGUUCCAUUUCUUCUGUGGAAGAUCAAGAGUUUGACGACCCCGAAGAAGAUGAAGAUAUAUCAGAGGAUGACGAAGACGGUGCAGUUCGGUGGAAGAGCAAUAUGCUAAAGAAUGCUAAAGCUCUUCAUGGGAAGAAGCCUGCAUACCGCGUCAUUGACCUUACGCGCAUGCUUUAUGACGAAUCUAUCUCGCCUGCCGAGGUGAUAGCGAGAUGGAAAGGUGAAGAUAACGAGCAAGAUGAGGAGAAUAUAGAGGAUGAGGAAGAAGAUUUCUUCAAAAAGACCGACGCUGAAAAGGAAGAAGAAUGGGAAGAUCGAACAAUACCCGACUUUGACUAUGCCGAACUGGAGAAGAAAUGGUCGGAUCAAGAUGCUGUCGAAGCCUUACGACGUCGGUUUGCUACGGCCAGAUUAGGUGCUGAUGGCAGUGACGACGAAGACGAGGAAGACGGCUCGGGUGAUGGACUAUCAGACGAGGGAGACGGUGCUUUUGAGGAUCUUGAGACCGGCGAAGUCUUCAAUGGCUUUGAUGAAGGUUCAGGCGAUGAGGAGGGGAGCCGAGCCGAAGAGAAAGUUGAAGGUGAAGUGGACCUCGAGGCCGAGCGAGAGCGAAAUGCCAAGAGGAAAGAAGAGCUCAAGUUGCGAUUCGAAGAAGAAGACAGAGAAGGCUUCGCUAAUGCCAGGAACGGCGAUCGAAACGAAAGCAAGGGCGAUAAUGAGUUUGGAGAAGAUGAUUGGUAUGACGCUCAAAAAGCUCAGCUGCAAAAACAGUUGGACAUCAACCGCGCCGAAUUUGAGUCUCUUGACGCUAUCUCCCGUGCUCGCGCAGAAGGUUUCCGAGCAGGUACCUACGCACGUAUCGUCUUGGAGAAGGUCCCUUGUGAAUUCUCAACCAAGUUCAAUCCUCGAUAUCCCGUUCUUGUUGGCGGGCUGGCACCAACAGAAGAACGUUUCGGCUAUGUCCAAGUGCGGAUCAAAAGACACCGAUGGCAUAAGAAGAUUCUCAAGACUAAUGAUCCGCUUAUCUUCUCUCUUGGUUGGCGUCGCUUCCAGAGUCUCCCGAUCUAUAGUAUUUCGGACUCGCGUACACGCAACCGCAUGUUGAAGUAUACACCGGAGCACAUGCACUGUUUCGGAACCUUUUACGGACCCCUAGUCGCUCCUAACACUGGUUUCUGUUGUGUGCAGUCCUUUUCGAACAAAAUCCCCGGUUUCCGAAUUGCUGCUACUGGCGUGGUUCUCAACGUAGACGAGAGCACGGAGAUUGUGAAGAAACUCAAACUCACCGGUUAUCCGUACAAGAUCUUCCGCAAUACUGCUUUCAUUCGGGACAUGUUCAAUUCUUCACUGGAAAUUACCAAGUUCGAAGGUGCCGCCAUUCGUACAGUGUCUGGCAUUCGGGGCCAGAUCAAGAGAGCCCUCAGCAAACCCGAGGGUCAUUUCCGUGCAACUUUCGAAGACAAGAUCCUGAUGAGCGAUAUCGUUUUUCUCCGUGCCUGGUAUCCGAUCAAGCCUCAUCGUUUCUACAACCCUGUUACGAACUUGUUAGAUAUGGAUGAAAGUGCACCCGAGGAAAAUGGCUGGCAGGGUAUGCGCUUGACGGGUGAGGUCCGCAGGGCUGAAGGGAUCCCAACGCCCCUUGAAAAAGACUCGAAAUAUAAACCAAUUGAACGCCCCUCGCGCCAUUUCAAUCCUCUCCGUGUCCCUCGACAACUUGCCAAGGACUUACCCUACAAAUCCCAAAUCACUCAAAUGCGACCCCGCAAGGAGCAGACAUACAUGCAGAAGCGAGCAGUCGUCCUAGGUGGAGAAGAGAAGAAAGCACGCGACCUCAUGCAGAAGCUCAGCACCAUGAACAACGAAAAGAGAGCCAAACGUGCCGCAGCACAGGAGGAGCGCCGAAAGGGGUAUCGCGCCAAAGUGGCAGAGAACUUGGCCAAGAAAGCCGAGCGUGAGAAACGUGAGAAGAGUGAAUAUUGGAGACAAGAGGGCAAGAAACGGAAAAACACUGAAGGAGAUUCAGGUGGUGGUAAAAAGCGCAGGUGAGCGUUAUGAUAAUCUUGUUUGCCGAUGCAUUUUGGGCGUUCAUCAGUCUUGUUUGCUUGUCUUGGUGUGACAUGAAAA